Messenger RNA from Gigantopelta aegis, 2526 nucleotides. RefSeq lists its product as uncharacterized. NCBI's taxonomy places the organism in Eukaryota, Metazoa, Mollusca, Gastropoda, Neomphalida, Peltospiridae. The record is from RefSeq and is a predicted model, not a curated record. Gene Ontology annotation, cellular component: neuron projection membrane. Gene Ontology annotation, biological process: synapse organization. The transcript has 7 exons. Bases 1 to 1053 code for a protein of 350 amino acids.
AUGUCUAAAGACGGCUUCAAAUUAACGGUGUCUGACGGAGCGGCUUUUAGCGGGAAUGUCGUUCUAAGAUGUUAUGUGCGUGUGUGUAUCGGGGUGCACAGACAUGGAAGUGUCCUUCUCAGUCAGCUUUUAUUGCUAGUUGAUGAUGAUGAUGAUGAUGAUGGUGAUGAUGAUGACCAUGGUAAUGUUGACGAUGAUGACGAUGUUGGCAAGACUAACCCGGAAAUACGGGUCAUAGAACCAGAGUUUAACCCAGUGCCCGACGUCCUAAGCUACUACAGCGGAGACACAGCCCGACUCUUCUGUUCGGUCAGCAAUUUAGGAGAAAGAACAAUUGUUUGGCGGAAAAUGCCGAACCCUAGUCCGCUAACAAUCGGAACGACGGUUUGGAUUGACGACAAAAGAUUGUCUAUUGACAGAGUCUACCAAACUCAACAGUGGAAUUUGGUCAUUCGUGACGUCACGAGAGAGGAUGCCGGGAAAUACGAAUGUCAAAUUAGCAUGAUCAAAAGAAAACUACGACAAUAUAUUUUAUUAAAAGUUAAAGAUGAUCCAGUAAAGCGGAAUCCAGAUUUACAUAUAACUGGGACGUCGUUAGUAGAAAAUGGCGGUGUGGUUAGACUAUACUGUAACGCCAGUUUCGCCGGCGUUAGGACGUUUCGGUUGGAGUGGUUUAAAGACGGGGACGUGAUCAUAGCAGACGGGUUUCGAAUAUCAAUAAGCCCCUUCGGUGAACCCCUCAAUUCGAGGAAAAGUAGUUUGUUACAGAUUCACAGAGCAAACGUUGACGACUCAGGGAUUUAUUUGUGUCGAUCCAAGCCCUACAAUAAAAUGACAUCUGUGCAAGUCCAUGUGAUGAAUGCAGGCUCCAAUAACGUGAAGCGAGGUGAGUAUUUGCAGGUAGUGACGCCGUCCUCCCCGCGGCUCGACUCACAGCUCGUUGCGUCCGGAUCAAUGGGAUUGGAAAGCAGAGCGGUCGGUCUCUUACCAGGAGAAUUAUAUCAUCUACUGUCUUUGAUAGCAAUUAUUACCACACGUUUGACCGUUUCGUGAUAUACGCAUUUCACAAAGUGUUUAGUGCACAUAUUUACACUCUCCAUUACCUCGUAGACCAUUAAUCAGAGAGUGUAGUAAUCUGGUGUGCUUCGAGUUGAAAGCUGUUCGACAGGAGGAUUUUUUAAAGGUUUUCGAUGACCAAAGCAAAUUGUAUACAACUAUUUGUAUGUUGAACUCGAUAUAUCAAAAGCCAUUCAACCUGCAGACUUUUAUCCAGAGAGUACAUUAAUUUGGUUGUUCCAAGUUGAACGGUGUUUGACGGGGUUUUAGGAAUUUCGAUGACCAAAUUAAACUGUAUACACCUGUCUGUAUCUCGAAGUCGAAAUUUCGGAAUUAAUUCAACUUGCAGGCCAUUUACCAGAACAUAGGACGUUGAUGUGUUUCGAGUCGAAAGAUGUCCGACCGGUUUUAAGGAUUUUGAUGACCAAGUACAACGUUUGGUAUCUCGAACUCGAUAUAUCAGUAUCCAUUAUCGUUAUUUACCCAGGGAAAAGAGAUUCAAAGACCUUGAUUUCAUCGUCUGUAUUUAUCUAAUGUAUUUAUAGUUUUCACAAUGUGAAAGAUAUGUUUUCUUAUAACUUGCAUUCAAUAUGUGCGUCAUUCGACAUAAACAUUGAUCAUUUUUAGAUUUGUAGACAUCGAUUUCAUUCCACUGUUGUCUUCGAGAUAUUACAGGUAUUCAAGAUUUUGUUACGUAUAUAUCCAUGCGAUUAACUAAUACAUGACGAAAUAAUGAUGGACGAAACAAAAAGUUUAGGAUCCAAGACUUCGUGAUAAACAUACUGUGUUAAUAUAUUGAGAUAUGCUUCAACCGGAAUCGUUCUGUGCAGUGGAAGUCAUCCUAUAGACAAACUCAUGGUAAUGGUCCAUGGAAGAAGUAGCGACUUUGUCACAAUACCUCUCGUGCAGGUAUACAAUUUUGGUUGCGAUAACUGUGUUGUUUGGUGUUCGGUUUCGGUGACUGUAUUUUUCAUCAAUAUUUUGGGCUAGUGCAAUUUUAACAAUGAAUGAUCUCAUUCGCCAGGAGGAAUGACAAAAUGAUUAGAAGAGAGGUUUUUCAGUCGGGUUUCUUUUCUUCUUUGUAUUUUUUUUUUUUUUUUUUUUUUUUUUUUUGAUAAGAAGAAAGAUGGACUGUGUAAUAAUAGAUGAAAUACUGUGUGUCAUUUUUACAACACCUUUUUUAAAAUACCUAGUUUAUUGCUAGUCUCUCAGUGGCCCCACAUUUAAUAAUAAAAACAUUGUGUAAAAUGUAAAUAUAUAUUAAUUAUUGUUGCAUGAUCAAGUAGGAUUUCAUAGAAGUGUCCAGAUAUAUCAUUGGAUUGCAUAAUCGAUUUCAAACAUAAAAAAUAUUUUCUUAUUGGCAAUGAAUGUUUAUAAAACGUUUUAAUAAGUAUACUGAAUUAUGUUUUGUAAAUACUUGAGGUUGUUUUCAGCUUGUUUUGACCGUUCAGCUAAUCAGAGAAAAUCGUA